Molecule: messenger RNA, 1659 nt
Organism: Fusarium falciforme
Lineage: Eukaryota; Fungi; Ascomycota; Sordariomycetes; Hypocreales; Nectriaceae
Exons: 2
Coding region: 1-1659 (552 amino acids)
Biological process (GO): amino acid transport; transmembrane transport
Cellular component (GO): membrane
Molecular function (GO): transmembrane transporter activity
Source: RefSeq, a predicted model, not a curated record
AUGGUACAUCAAGGAGCGGUAGACCAAACCGAUGCUGAGGACUCCAUGAGAGGGGGCCGACGGCUCCAAAACGAGGUCGAUGCGCAGGAUCUCGCUGCAUUGGGUCACGAGCAAGCACUUACUCGCAAGUUUAGCCUUGUGAGUAUGCUAGCCAUGGCUUUCUGUGUCCUCGGCACCUGGGCCGUCUUCGCCCAGAAUCUAGGCGCAGCUCUAACAACAGGAGGCCCAGUCAGCAUCUUCUGGGGGUUGUGCCUCGUUACCUUUUGCAACCUAUGCGUCGCAGCCUCAAUGGGCGAGCUCUGCAGUAGCAUGCCGACGGCCCUUGGCCAGGCAUACUGGGUUUCUCGUCUUUGGAGCGGACCGUCCGGUCGCCUCUUGUCUUACUGCUGUGCCGCCGUCAACACGCUGGGAUGGUGGACUUUGACAGCAUCGCAAAACAGUUUCAUGACGAAUCUUUUACUUGGCAUGAAGGUCAUUUUCGACAACGAUUGGGACGGCGCUACGAAAGGCUAUGUGCAGUUCCUUCUCUACGUGGCGAUUACGGUCUUUUUUACCGUCUUCAACCUCAUCGCAUGCCGCAGCGAUAAGACACUGCCCUACUUCAACAACUUCAUCGGCGCCGGGUUCGUGGGACUCUUCAUUGUUAUCAGCAUGGCUAUUGUCAUCGCUGUUGGAACGAAGCCAGACCUUAGCUUCCAGUCUGCCUCGUUCGUGUUUGGAGCUUGGAUCAACCAAACGGGUUGGCCUGACGGAGUCACUUGGUUUACCGGUCUUGUUCAAGCUGCUUACGGACUGACUGCAUUUGACGCCGUCAUUCAUAUGGUCGAGGAAAUCCCUUCUCCCCGACGCAACGCCCCCAAAGCCAUGUAUCUCUCGGUCAUCUGUGGCGCCGUAUCGGGGUUCCUGUUCAUGGUGGCAUGCCUCUUUGGCAUCCAAGACAUCGAUCAAGUCAUUAAUUCCCCCAUUGGAUUCCCAUUCGUCGAGGUUCUUGUGAAUGCUUUGGGAUUGGCCGGAGGCGCGGCAUUGACUGCUCUCUUCAUCUUCAACGGCUUCGGUCAGGGUAUCAGCGUCCUUACGUCGGCUUCGCGACUAACCUGGGGCUUUGCACGAGACGGCGGCUUGCCUUACCCUUCAUACUUUGCCUACGUCGACCCGACCUGGAAAGUCCCGGCACGCGCACUCUGGCUUCAAUGUCUGAUCAUUUCUUUGACCGGGGUCCUCUAUCUCUUUUCAACCACUAUUUUGACUGCCGUCCUUGCUGUCAGUACCAUCGCUCUCACGAUCUCCUAUGCCAUCCCCAUCGUGGUCCUUCUGGUCGUUGGUCGCGAUAAGCUUCCGCCGAGGACCUUUUCUCUUGGAAAGUUUGGUCCGGUGGCCAAUUACAUCUCAGUUGUCUACUGCGUGGUUACCACUGUGUUCUUCUUCUUUCCAGGAGGGCCCAACCCAACAUCUAGCGAUAUGAAUUACGCUAUUGCUGUCUUUGGUAUUAUGCUGUUGCUUUCCUUAUUGUUUUGGGUAACUAUGGGAAAGAACACCUAUUUGAGAACGGUGGACUCGGCAAAUCGAGCUAACCAUGCCCACGAGUUGGAAGUACAGAGUUAUGACGGGGUUACGGUUGGUCAAGAUAGUCCAGCGAUUGAGAAAUCGGGCAAGGAAUGA